Molecule: messenger RNA, 3000 nt
Organism: Trichosurus vulpecula (common brushtail)
Lineage: Eukaryota; Metazoa; Chordata; Mammalia; Diprotodontia; Phalangeridae
Gene: CERS1
Product: ceramide synthase 1
Exons: 8
Coding region: 74-1147 (357 amino acids)
Biological process (GO): ceramide biosynthetic process
Cellular component (GO): membrane
Molecular function (GO): sphingosine N-acyltransferase activity
Source: RefSeq, a predicted model, not a curated record
AGGCAGGCGGGCAAGCGGGCAGGAGCCGGGCGAGGGUCCCCCGCGGGCCCGGCGGCGGGGGCAGCGGACAGGCAUGGCGCCGGGACCCGGGCCGGAGCCCAUGCCGGGCUACGCGCAGCUGCUGCAGCGGAGCUACCGGAGCCUGGUGGACGCGGCGCGGGGCUGUGCGGACUGUGGCUGGGAGCGGAGCCGCCGGAGCUGGGCCCAGCACGCGCACCUGGCCGCCGCCGAGCUGCUGCUGCUGCUGCUGGCCGGCCUCGCCUGGACCGCGCUGCGCAAAGCCGCCGUGGCUGGCCUCUUUCGGCCGCUGGCCAGAUGGUGCCAACUGCAACCCAGGGAUGCUGCCAAGAUGCCCGAGAGUGCCUGGAAAUUCCUUUUCUACUCCACAGCCUGGGGUUAUAGCGCUUAUCUGCUAUUUGGCACCAACUACCCCUUCUUCCACGACCCACCUUCUGUCUUCUAUGACUGGAAGCCGGGCAUGGAGGUGCCCAGGGACAUUGCUGUGGCCUACCUGCUGCAGGGCAGCUUCUACGGGCAUUCCAUCUAUGCUACCCUCUACAUGGACGCCUGGAGAAAGGACUCAGUCGUAAUGCUGUUGCAUCAUGUUGUCACUCUCAUUCUGAUCAUCUUCUCCUAUGCCUUCAGGUACCACAACGUGGGAAUCCUUGUUCUCUUCCUCCAUGACAUCAAUGACGUCCAGCUGGAAUUCACUAAGCUCAACGUCUACUUCAGGUUCCGAGGGGGCGUCUAUCACCGGCUCAACGACCUCAUCUCGGAUGUGGGCUGUGUCAGCUUCAGCGUUAGCUGGUUCUGGUUCCGACUCUAUUGGUUCCCCCUCAAAGUGCUGUACGCCACGUGUCACUGCAGCCUGCUCUCCGUCCCUGACAUCCCCUUCUACUUCUUCUUCAAUGCCCUGCUGCUCACCCUCUUGCUCAUGAAUAUCUACUGGUUUCUGUACAUAAUGGUGUUCGCUGCCAGAGUGCUGACGGGCCAGGUCCGGGAGGUGAGCGAUGUGCGGGAGUAUGAUGAGGCCUGCGAGGGCCCCCGGACUCUCCCCUCUGGGAAAGAGGGCCACCUCCCGCCCCCCAAGCCCUGGAAAGAAGAGAAGCCUUUGAGGAAUGGGCUGGUGAAAGACAAGCGCUUCUGAGGGGCUGUAGACCCCUGGGGACCCCCCUCUCCCUCCAGUUCCCAUCUAGUGCCCCUCCCCCCAUCUGGCCCCUCCCCACUCCAAACCCCCAGAGCCUACUGCCAGCCCUGUCCUCCCCAUCUUGUCCCCAGGCACUUUGGGGAUGUGGACUCUACUUUGGGGACUGGACCAAUUGAAGGGAAGGGGAGAUUCUUACCCCCACCCCACCUUAACCCCACCUCUGGGAAUUCAUGAGGCAGCAUGUGCUGGCGGCUUUGAGGGCAGGAAGGUCCCCUGGAGUGUGGAACUGGGAGCAAAGAGAUGGUAAUCUUUUCCUCAACCCUCCCCCCUCCACCUCUGUGAGCUAACCUGCCCCCCUUCCUUCUGGGCAGGAAAGGGUUAAGGGGAGAGGCGCUCUCACACCUCCCUGCCCAAUGGUGAACCAAGCCCCUCCUGCCUUCACCCCGGGGUGUCAACGGCCCCCAGGGAUGCCCCUGGCUAUAAGGCAGCUCGAGCUGGAGCUUGGACAGCAGCAGACCUCCGUCCUGUGGCUGUGGCGUCGAAGAUGAUGCGGUGUCUGCAGCUUCUUUCCCCUCUGCCCUGGCUCCUGCUCCUUCCUCUUCUGCCCCUGCCCCAACCUGGUCUGACCCAGCCCCAGCCCGGGACCCUCUCACCCCAAGCCAGUGCCCUGCUCCAGACCCUGGGGCUGAGUCCGCCCCCAGGGCCUCCUCCCACCCGUCCUGUCCCCUCAGUCAUGUGGCGGCUCUUCCGAAGGGGUCCAGAGGCCACAGAGACCCAAGGGUCUGAGAACGAAGGGCCAGAAAUGCCCCAGGAGCCCCAGCCCCUGCCCUGCCACGUGGAGGAGCUGGGCGUCCCCGGGAACAUCGUGCGGCACGUCCUCGAUGGCGGUGCCUCUGCCCCACCAGAGCCAGCCUUGGGCUCCCUAUGCCUGGAGAAGCCCCUUUUCUUCAAUCUUUCGUUCCUAAACCCUAAGGAGCAGCUGACACUAGUCCGCCUGGAGUUGAACUUUGGUGCCCCUGCAGACCUUGCCCCUGCCCAGGACUGGGAGCUAAGCCUGUCCCAUGCCCAGGGCCCCCAGCUGUGGGGUCGGCCCCUGCACUGGCACCACCGAGAAGUCCUGCUGAGCCAGACAGUGCCCACGUUGCAUGAUCCCCUCCAUUUUGACAUGCUGGCCUUGGGCCGGUUGGGAAAUUCCACCUUCCCCCAGAACCUGAGUCUGGUAUUGGAGCUGUUGCCUGGUAGAGACAGUGACCUGCCUAAAGGCUUGUGUACCAAACUGGGACAUUCUCUAGAGGCGUCCCUGCUGGUGGUCACCCUUGACCCACAGCUAUGCCAGCCCACCUCCAGGAAGCGCCGGGCAACCUACUUGGGCCCUCUGGACAGCCCCGACCCUCCUUGUAGGGCUCGACAACUCUACAUCAACUUCCGGGAAGUGGGUUGGCACAACUGGAUCAUUGCCCCCCGAGGCUUCAUGGCCAACUACUGUCAAGGGCACUGCUUUUUCCCCACUGCCACCAAGAUCUCCAGUUUGAACCACGCUGUCAUGCAGUCCCUGAUGCACUCUGUGGCUCCAGCCACAACACCCCCACCCUGCUGCGUCCCAGUGAAGCUCUCGCCCAUCUCUGUGCUCUUCUAUGACAACAGUGACAAUGUGGUUCUUCGGCAUUAUGAGGACAUGGUGGUUGAUGAGUGUGGGUGCCGAUGAUGGGGGAGCCUGGGCCCCCAAGGGCAAGGAAGAGCACCUGGAGUUGGUCCCUUCCUGCCAGAGGGGAGAGGGGAUCUGGUGUGUGUGGGCCUUCCCCCUUUGUGUAUCCUUACAACCUGACUAAUAAAACUGCUGGGUUUGUUUUGGU